This is a messenger RNA of Spinacia oleracea (spinach), 2316 nucleotides long. Its product is annotated as protein FAR1-RELATED SEQUENCE 5-like. NCBI's taxonomy places the organism in Eukaryota, Viridiplantae, Streptophyta, Magnoliopsida, Caryophyllales, Amaranthaceae. The transcript has 7 exons. The record is from RefSeq and is a predicted model, not a curated record. Gene Ontology annotation, molecular function: zinc ion binding. The coding region runs from base 1 to 2316 and encodes 771 amino acids.
AUGGAUGAAGUCAUGAGUAUAUGUAACAAGUUUACCCAGUCAUUUACGCAAAUUCGAUUAUACAGGAGUGUGUAUGGUGCAAUUGGUGCACCUGUCCCAAAACGACACGCGUUAAAAUAUAAAACGCGGUUACGCGGGUUUCUGGAGAAGGAAAAGAACAAACAAAUUUUGAAUAAUGCGUUGGAUCAAUCGAAAGAAAAUGAUGUUGAUGAUGAUCCAGAAUCUUAUGUGGUUGUUGGUCAAGAUUUUGAAGAACCAGUUUCACUUGAGGGUAGUGUAGUUAAGGAUGAUGAUGAAGCGUAUGAGUUAUACAAUAGUCAUGCUUUUAGGAAUGGUUUUGGUACUAGGAAGGGUAAAAAGGAGUAUAGGAAUGGUACCAAAAUAGUUCGGCAGAGGAGAACUGGAUGCAAGGCAUCAGUUCAGUUUGAUGUUGAUAAGAAAACUGGAGUGUAUGUUCUUUCUAAACACUCUCGUGUUCAUAACCAUUCAAUGGUUCCUGCCAAUAAGAGAUAUCUUAUUAGGUCACAUAGGAACAUAUCAAAAGAACAGUUGGCCUUCCUUACUACGUUUAGUUGUAGUGGUACUAAGCUUGCUGAUGUUCUUCGAGCAAUGAGGAAAGAAGUAGGUGGUGAAGCUAAUUUAGGAUUUACUAUUCCCGAUGCAUAUGAUGCUGUCAAUGCGGAGAAAAAGAAUAAGUUGGAUGGUUGUGAUUCAAAUCAAUUGAUUAGGUGGUUUGCAAUGAGACAAGCUAAUGAACACGACUUUUAUUAUGAUUUUCAACUUAAUGAAUUUAAUCAAUUGACCAACUUUUUUUGGAGAGAUGGGAGAAUGCGGUCUGAUUAUGAAGCAUUUGGGGAUUUAUUGAUUCAUGAUACAACAUAUCGUACUAAUAAAUACGAUAUGAUAUGUGGUCCUUUUGUUGGAAUGAAUCUCCACACUCAAAAUAUCAUGUUUGGAGUUGGGUUUCUUUUGAAUGAGAAGUCAGGUUCUUUUGAGUGGCUUUUUAAUUCUUUUUUGAUAUCUAUGGGUGGGAAGCAACCGGUUACUAUCAUGACGGAUCAGAGUUCUGCCAUGGACAAGGCUAUAAGUCUUAUGACUGAUUACAAUUGCAAGACACACAAAUGGAUAGAGAGGUUAUAUGAUUUGAAAGAGAAAUGGUGUCCUGCAUAUAACAAAGAGUGGUUUUCUGGGGGUAUUUUAUCUUCUCAAAUGAGUGAGACGACAAAUCAUUCUAUUUCUAGGAGGUUGCAUAAAACGAAUGGUUUAUGUGAUUUUUAUAAGUGUUUUUUAGAUGUAAUUGAUGAAUGGAGAAGUAAGGAGAACAUGGGAGAUUAUAAUUCUUCUACUGGAAAUAGAUAUUACGCAUGUGCGGAUAACAUGUUAUGUUUGCAUGCGCGGGAUGUGUAUACCAUUGCAAUAUAUUUGAUAUUUGAGAAACGAUUCAUCAAAGAAAUUGGUUUGAGGUGUCAACGCAUUUCCUAUGAGUUUCCAGUUUCUAAGUACAUUGUUGGGCAUCCUACAAAGGAUUUUAUUAGACAUGUUGUGAAGUUUAAUGAGCAAGAGAUGGUUGUUGAUUGUACUUGCAAGUCAUAUGGAGAGAUAGGAGUUCUUUGUUCUCAUAUUCUUCGAGUUUUCAUUGUCCAUAAUGUUGAAGAGAUUCCCAAACAAUACAUUAUGAAGAGAUGGACCAAAGAGGCUAUGAACACGAUUGUUGAAGAAGGAGAAGAUAGAGAUAAUGAAGUAAGUGUUGUUUCUGCUUCAGUUUGGAGGAUGCAAAGCAUAAGAAAUUGCAUUAAAGUUAUAAAUGAAGCUCAACAUUGUCCGGCUGCAAGGAAGCUUAUUGAUUUGGGUGUGUUGGAUAUGUCAUGCAAAGUAAAGGAGUAUAUUGGUGGUGUUGAAGGGGAUGGUAAUGUAUCAAACAAGUAUGUGCGAGAUGAAACUCUACUCGAUGUCGUUGAGCCUUCAACAGACACAGUUUUGCCGGAUGUUGUGGAACCGAUUGCUGAAAAAGUCAUUCCAACAAUGAUUCAAAAUCCACCAAAGCGAAAGAGGAAGAUUAAGAACGGGACUGAAAAGGCUAAUGAGAGGAAUGUGAGACCUAAAGGAAUUGUUGAGAAGAAACGCAAUAAACUGAAAGGUUGGAACAAGAGAAGAGAAAGACGUGUUGAUAAUUUGAGGGAGGAAACUCAGUCUACUGAUCAGUGUAUCAUAAAUUUACCUGUUGGUGGGGUUUUGGUUCAUCCAACAUCUUCAAAUUCACAAUUGGAAGCAUAUGUUCCAGAUGAUUAUUUUGGAGUACACAUACAUCCUUUGUAG